This is a messenger RNA of Labrus mixtus (cuckoo wrasse), 1251 nucleotides long. RefSeq names its product diablo IAP-binding mitochondrial protein-like. Bases 142 to 951 code for a protein of 269 amino acids. The transcript is spliced from 6 exons. NCBI's taxonomy places the organism in Eukaryota, Metazoa, Chordata, Actinopteri, Labriformes, Labridae. Gene Ontology annotation, biological process: neuron apoptotic process; intrinsic apoptotic signaling pathway in response to oxidative stress. The record is from RefSeq and is a predicted model, not a curated record. Gene Ontology annotation, cellular component: mitochondrion.
UACUUAAUUACUUACUUUUGCAAAGAUAAGACAACAGUUGAAGGACGGUAUAUUAGUUCAAAAACUGAGAAUUGACUGUAAGCAACUACUUCUAUCAUAUAGAUCAAAAUCUCUGUGUUAGUGCAGCAACUUAUCCGCAAAAUGCAAGCUGUUCGUCAGUGUUCGGUGUGUGCCAGCGGUGCUACUGGAGGACUUCUGCGAAACCAGACAGACUUUUCGUUUCUUAGGACCAACAAGAGUGUGCUCAGGAGAGGAGCCGCCUGUAUCCGCUUCAUAAGCAUUUCUGAGAGUGGCCAAAUCAGCAGCUCCGAGAGCGGAGUCCAAAAGUUGGAGGAUAAGACAAACGCUGCACGCAUCAGCGUCACAACUACUAGCGGUGCCAGUGGGCUCAACACUAUCUCUGUGACAAAGCAGGUGGAAAACCUCUCUCAUGACUCCCUGAUCAGAAGAGCUGCCUCAGUGGCAACAGACGGUUCAAGUACCUUCCUCUCACAGACCACCAUCGCUCUCACCGAUGCCCUCAAAGACUAUACAAAGGCUGUGCACACACGCGUUGCUUUUCAAAGGCGCUAUUUAGCCACACUGCGGAAACUGACCUCAGCAGAGGAGGACUCACUCCUGGAGGUGAUCAAUAUGCAGCGUGCUGAGGCUACUGACAGACUAGAUGACUGCAAACGCUUUGAGUCAACCUGGAUCAACGCCGUCAACUUGUGCAAAGUGGCAGCAGAGGCAGCACACUCUUCAGGAGCAGAACACGCAUCCAUCACAGUGAGGACAAACGUUCAGGUGGCCCAGUCGCAGGUGGAGGAGGCUCGCACACUGUCAGCCGAUGCAGACAAGAAGCUGGCUGAGACUAAGGUCGAGGAGAUCCAAAGGAUGGCAGAAUAUGCUGCCUCUAGGUGGGAUAGUGAGGAGCACGAGGUGCAUGAGGCUUAUCUUCGAGAGGACUAAGACAUUGACAGAGAUAUAUGAAAAUUAAGCAAAACAUUUGCUUAUUUUUUAGCCUGUGAGAUUGUACAGGGACUACGAUGUGUAAUUGUUUCAAGUUGCAUAAAUUAUUAUUUAAGAUUAUUUAUUUGAUCAGUAAAUGUCAGCUUGGCUCUUGGAGCUUCUGAAAAACGAUUAUGGAAUCUCCAAUAAACAUACAGUCUAUAUUUGGCAGUGUGAAAGAGGGGUUUAUCCAACAUAGCAUCACCGUGUUGUUUAUUGUAUGGCUUUUUGUGGAAAUAAAAUGUACUCAAAGAAAAACUA